Molecule: messenger RNA, 345 nt
Organism: Suillus plorans
Lineage: Eukaryota; Fungi; Basidiomycota; Agaricomycetes; Boletales; Suillaceae
Exons: 4
Coding region: 1-345 (114 amino acids)
Source: RefSeq, a predicted model, not a curated record
AUGUCGUUUCGUGUAACCCCAUCCAUCCCCUCUCGCACUCCUACUCCCAAACUUACCAAGUCGGUCUCUUUUUUGGCAGACCAGAAUGGCAAGCCAGAAAAGAUGUCCAUAAUCCUCAAACCGGAGGGUGAAGCAGGACACCGAGGUUGUGGAGGAUAUAACUUAGAAAAGGCACUCAAAUGGGAUCCUAGUCACUUCAAGAAGUUCAAGGAUUAUGUUCACCGAUCGAUCGACAAUCAUUGCAAUACUAGCAAGAGCAAGACAAACCAAACACCUACAGCAUUGCACUCUGUUGAGAAAGAGAAUUGCAUGACUAUAUGGGGUGUUGGCCAGUGGGAGAUCUAG